Molecule: messenger RNA, 2181 nt
Organism: Paramormyrops kingsleyae
Lineage: Eukaryota; Metazoa; Chordata; Actinopteri; Osteoglossiformes; Mormyridae
Gene: eif1ad
Product: eukaryotic translation initiation factor 1A domain containing
Biological process (GO): proteolysis; translational initiation
Molecular function (GO): cysteine-type endopeptidase inhibitor activity; translation initiation factor activity; RNA binding
Source: RefSeq, a predicted model, not a curated record
AGCGUGUCAAAACAAACGCGGCGCCGCAGCCGUCAGUCUGGGUAGGACGCAGUCCGAAGUGGCCAGAUCGCUUAAAUUAAAGAUCAGAAACCCACCGCUGACUGAUCUCUUGUUUCUUUUAUUUCUGCCAAGAUGGAAUCGAAAAACCUGCGCGUAUGCUACAUCACAUGCUUUAUAAUGCUAAUUUUUAAUGCUUUAGUUAUGGCCCUUGAUGGGUCUCCGGAGCACGGUGUUACCGGAUCACCCGGUCAGCCGGUUCGUUUGCCGGAUUCCGACCCCGGUUUGCAGAAGGCAGUAAGGUUUGCAGAGGGACGGUACAACAUGGGAUCCAACGGAAUUUAUCUGCGCAGAGUUAUAAAGAUCAUCUCCGCCCGUAAACAGCUGGUGAAGGGGGUGAAAUACAGCAUUGUGGCCGAGCUGGGGAACACUCUGUGUAAGAAGUCGGAGGUUUUGGCUGACUCCGCCGUUUGUGACUUCCAUGCUGAGCCCAACAAACUGAAGACGGAGGUGUGUGCGUUCGAGAUUUGGGACCUACCGUGGUUUAGCACGACCACUCUGCUCAAACAGAAAUGCCAGCCAGACGCUCCCGACACCGAGAACAGUCAGAUUGAUGCUGGGGCUCUCUCUCCCAGCGCCCAUGACAAGAAAUCUGUGGAGCUGUUAUCCGAGUUUAAAGAGUUUGUAGCCAAAUACAACCGCAGUUACAGCAGCCAGGAAGAGGCUGACAAGCGGCUGCGCAUUUUCCAGAAGAAUAUGAAGACUGCGCAGACCCUGCAGUCGUUGGACCAAGGGUCAGCAGAGUAUGGGGUCACCAAAUUCAGUGACCUCACAGAGGAUGAGUUUCGGUCACUGUACCUAAAUCCUCUCCUGAGCCAGUGGAGUCUCCAGCGGCCCAUGAAACCAGCACCGGCAGCCAUCAGUGCGGCCCCACCCAGCUGGGACUGGAGAGAGCAUGGGGCCAUUAGCCCAGUCAAGAACCAGGGCUUAUGUGGAUCAUGCUGGGCAUUCUCAGUCACCGGGAACAUCGAGGGUCAGUGGUUUCUAAAGAAAGGCAAAUUGCUGUCUUUGUCUGAGCAAGAGCUGGUAGACUGUGACCGCCUCGAUCAAGCGUGUGGGGGUGGCCUCCCCUCGAAUGCUUAUGAGGCCAUCGAGAAGCUGGGAGGCCUGGAGACUGAAAUCGACUACAGCUACAUCGGACACAAGCAGAGCUGCGGGUUUUCCUCGGGGAAAGUGGCGGCCUACAUAAACGGCUCUGUUGAGCUGCCCAGGGAUGAAAACGAAAUUGCAGCAUGGCUGGCAGAAAAUGGCCCAGUUUCCAUCGCUCUCAAUGCUUUUGCAAUGCAGUUCUACCGCAGAGGAGUGUCUCGACCCAUGAAGAUCUUCUGUAACCCCUGGAUGAUUGACCACGCGGUGCUGCUUGUGGGAUACGGAGAACGUAAGGGAAUUCCAUUCUGGGCCAUUAAAAACAGCUGGGGUGAAGACUAUGGAGAGCAGGGUUAUUACUACCUCUACAGGGGCUCCAGGCUGUGUGGGAUAAACAGAAUGUGUUCCUCGGCUGUGGUGAACUGAAUGUUCAUCCAUGACAGUGCAGAGUCUACUGAGUAGCAUUGGAAAGAAUAUUCCCACCCCACACCGUAACACACAAAAUGGGGACAGAAUAGCUGUUAAAUGAAAUGCACCAAAAUUAAAGUGGUCAGAGGAAACAUUAAAAAAUAAAAUGGCGAAAAUAUUAUUUCAUUUUGCUAUAAAAUUCCUUGACUGUUUUGUAGUUUGUUUUAAAUAGACUUUUAUCAGGAUAUUAUAGCACAGUUGAAAGGUCACAUUACAUAGCAUAUUUUGAUUUUAGUGUUUGCUGUAACAAAUUAGAUUUAACCUUUGUCACAUUUAAUCUUAAGGUGUGGAGGUUUUUACAGAUGGGUGCAAUGUAACAUCAGCAGCCAUAUGCUAGAAUUACUUUCCGAGAUAAUCACAUGCUUUUCCAUUAAUGUAUUGAUUCUCAUUGAUUCCUCUCUGUAAUGGCUGGACCAGUGAUAUAGCGUAGCUCAUUCUGGAUUUCAGUAAAAAUGCCAUUUGAUGGAACUGUUUAAUUAUUUUGGAUAUUCGUGUGAUAUGCAUUAAGGGUGUAUCAGUCAUUUUGGCGGGAAAAACAUGGAAUAAAAAAACCCCCUGCAUUUUCCUCCA